This is a messenger RNA of Zasmidium cellare ATCC 36951, 339 nucleotides long. RefSeq lists its product as uncharacterized. NCBI's taxonomy places the organism in Eukaryota, Fungi, Ascomycota, Dothideomycetes, Mycosphaerellales, Mycosphaerellaceae. Bases 1 to 339 code for a protein of 112 amino acids. The record is from RefSeq and is a predicted model, not a curated record. The transcript has 3 exons.
AUGAACCCCCUCAUCACCCUCGCCUCAAUAACCCUCUCCCUCGCCUCCCUCAUCGCAGCAGAAGGCAACAACGUCGGCUUCUACCCGCAAACCAACUGCGGCGGCGGCGCCACAAAGAUGGAAGUCCAAUACGACGACACCUGCUACAAAUCCCCCCUCACGGCCGCCGCCUUCAACAGCUACGACCUCAAAGCGCAGUGCAACUUCUACGCGGACCUGGAGUGCUCGGUGCCGUGCAAGGUCAGCGAGGAUGGGGCGACGACGUGCUUGAAUGUGGAUUGUGGGGGUGGGGUUGGGUUUGAGUCGCUUUCUUGUAGUGAGGGGACUUCGCCUAUCUAG